Messenger RNA from Notodromas monacha, 940 nucleotides. The record is from the annotation of a GenBank genome assembly. NCBI's taxonomy places the organism in Eukaryota, Metazoa, Arthropoda, Ostracoda, Podocopida, Cyprididae.
GUCAUUUGAAAAACUAGAUGUCCGUUCUAUCGAUAUGCAUCGCUUUGCCCGAACGGCAAAACUAUAAAAGGGUCCACUGCCAUAUAUUAAACGCAUAAAAUUACUUUCAACAGUCUUUCAGCUAUCUUACCUCUCUUUUUCGCGAUGAAAUGAGUAUCCCGGGACUUCAAGGAGGCACGUUUGUGCCGAAUAAGGGCCUGUGUAUCAACCAUGCGUUUCGGUUGGGAUGACCUGGCUAUUAUGGGCAUCGGAUGCAUUAUCGGCUAUUUCACCUUCAGCGGCAUCUACGAGGAAAGCUUUGUACUAUGGAGAGCACAGAAAAUGGAGAACCUUCUGACAACCAUAGAGAAAUUUUCUGAAGAGAAGGCUUCUCAGAAGAAACACUUGGAGGAUAUUGAAGCUGAGAGACGAGUGUAUUCAGAGAAACUAUCAGCAAUUCGCAGCAAAUGUUGUCAACUCAGAGAUGACAUUGAGAAGCUCAUGAAAUCCAGGACUGACACAACCACAGUGAAGAGGGCGAUUUUAGCAAGAACACAAAUUCCUGAAGCAUCUGUUGCAGAUGUCACCCCUACUGACAAAUCUGAGCUUGUUGAUGUCAAGGAAAAAAUAGCACAAGUCAUUCAGCAACUCGGGCCUGGAAUCAAAGGUCCAAACAAGGUCCAAGUCAAGCAAAUGCUGCGCAACAGCAGAGACGAAAUUGUUGCCAAAAGACGCAUUUGGCGAAUUCAACUGGAUUUGGCAGAAAUUGAGCAACAACUCAAGUCGGAGAGUCGGCUGAGCGAACUCAAGAAACUCGGAUUAUCCGACUCUGAUGAUUCAUGAAUAAUAAUAGCAAUAUAAUAAUGCUAAUUAUUAUCAUCACGCGGGUGCAAUUUUCAUUCAGAAUAACCUCGAGCCAGUGCUUUUGACCUUGUAAGAAUUUUUGUUUUUGUUUUUCGCC